Messenger RNA from Macrosiphum euphorbiae (potato aphid), 909 nucleotides. The record is from the annotation of a GenBank genome assembly. NCBI's taxonomy places the organism in Eukaryota, Metazoa, Arthropoda, Insecta, Hemiptera, Aphididae.
AUGGAACGCGUCAGUCAGCAGCAACAACAGCAGUGCGUCAAGAGAAGAGAGGUCCCGACCACGACGAUGGACGACGACGACGACAACGAGCGACAACAGCCUAUGCCGUGGCCGAAGAAGAGGCCGUGCAGCCGGGUGACGCAAGAGCAAGUGCAACGGGACGUCGACGGAGACGACUGCAGCUCGACAGUGCAGGCCAUAAGGGGCUACUGCCGGAAACGGAACAUGCCAUCGGACGUGUACCGGCCGGUGGUGCAGCAGGACGCUGACCGGUGCAGCGGAGGCAAGUUCCGGCUGACCGAUCUGAUCGGCGAGCUGCACAGGGUGUUCGCAGAGGACCGCGUCAACGUCGAGUACGUGCAGUACCUGAUGGAGUCGUACCGGAGCGACCCGGCCGAGUGGCUCAAGUACGCCAAGUUCAACAAGUUCCGGUACACCAGGAACCUGGUGGACGCGGGAAACGGAAAGUUCAACCUGAUGGUGUUGUGCUGGGGCGAGGGUGACGGUUCGUCCAUACACAACCACCCGGAGUCGGAUUGCAUAAUGAAAAUGCUCGCCGGACAGCUGACCGAAGUGAGGUUUGCAUGGCCCGAGAAGUCCGCAGUAGACGACGUAGACGAAGACGACCAACAGCUCCAGCCCAUGUGCGAAAUAGGACGGACGCUCCUAGAAACGGACGGCGUGUGCCACAUAAACGAUGCGAUGGGACUACACCGUGUAGAAAACGCUAGUCACACCGACAAGGCCGUAAGUCUGCACUUAUUGUACUGUCCACCGUUCGAAGAGUGCUCCACGUUCAACCAGCAAACUGGUCACAAGACGAUGGCUAAAUCGGCGUUUUGGUCAAUUUAUGGUGAAAAAGUUUCCAAGAAACGUGCUGAAGAACAUGUACCUGCAGAUGAUAAUUAA